AUGUUUGUAACAAUUUUGAAAUCAUCAAUGGAUAAUAAUGUCGAAUUGGAAAAUGAUGAACUUGGGUUUAUUUAUGAACGAUGUAUCUUAAUCUACAUGAGAAGUCAUCAAAAAACGUGGAGAGAAGUUAACAAUUAUAUUCCAGAAAAAGGUACUGCAAGUUUAAGAGAAAACUUGAAAACAAUGCGUUCAAGUUAUUCUACAACAGAAAAUAAAAAACCUUCUCUCAUGAAGAAGGGUAAUUUACCUUCUAAUCCUAUUCACGCUUUGGAACAACUUAGGCUAUGGGUGCAGCUUGAAGAAGCAAAAGAUUCAUUCACCAAGAUGUUUUUAGUAUCAGAAUUAUUGUGGUUAAUAUGGGCAUUCGGAAUUUCAAUGCCAUAUAAAAAAAAACAAAAAUUGGUACCUAUAAUUAUUUCCAAUUUAAAAAACCGGACACCUUUUACUGAUGAAGCACUUAAAAAAAAACUAUUUCUAUAG
This is a messenger RNA of Rhizophagus irregularis DAOM 181602=DAOM 197198, 480 nucleotides long. RefSeq lists its product as uncharacterized. NCBI's taxonomy places the organism in Eukaryota, Fungi, Glomeromycota, Glomeromycetes, Glomerales, Glomeraceae. The record is from RefSeq and is a predicted model, not a curated record.